UCUCCCACAGUAACAUGGCGGGCUCCAGUCAGCGCUCUCCUCUCCUUUAGCAGCGGCUCCCGGUGAAAAGCGGGCGGGAGAGGUUUCUGUGACCCGUGGAUCCUCCCGGGCGUCGCUGGCCGCGCUUCGAGGCUCCUUCUCCCGGUUCCCCUGACGUGUUUAGCGGCCGGAGCUGAGUUCGGGACUCGAACCCGGGUGUCCUCAGUCCGUCUCUCCGUGCACGGUGCGCCGGAGUUCAGCCGUCGCCACCGCGGAGGAAGUCCUCUCUGGUCGCAGGCCUCUCCAGGUUCUCUCAUGGAACCCUUGAUCAUCCAUCAGCUCUCUGUUCUUGUCUCCUGCUGGAGGAGGAACCGGAUCCACACAUGAGAACCGACCGACGGAGGAGGACGUAGCAGCAGAACCCGGACCCGAUGGAUCCCCCGGACACCGGACAGACGGGGACACCCGUCUCUGCAGAGAACGGGACGCCGUUGGACAUGCCGUCAGAGAUGUCCAGUCCAAAGAGACGCCGAUGCAAGAAAAACCCCAAAUACACAGACUACGAGGUCGACGACUCGUUUUUCACUGACGUCUUCCAAGACAGAGCCUGUGAGGGGAGUCCUCAGGGAGAAGGUGCAACUCCCGCCCAGACUCCGAGGAGGAGGGGGGGGAGGAAGCCUCUGUCCAGCGGACCGCCGGCCAGAGGGCGAAGGACGUCCAGGAAGGCACCAGCAAGAAGGACCCCGGCUAAGCACCGGGCCGCGGGGCGAGACAAAGACGGUGUCCAGGGAAACGGCGUCCAGGCUGAAGACAGCAUCCAGGGAGACGGCGUCCAGGCUGGAGACGGCGUCCAGGCUGGAGACGGCGUCCAGGCUGGAGACGGCGUCCAGGCUGGAGACGGCGUCCAGGCUGGAGACGGCGUCCAGGGAGACGGCGUCCAGGCUGGAGACGGCGUCCAGGCUGGAGACGGCGUCCAGGGAGACGGCGUCCAGGCUGGAGACGGAAUCGAGGCUGGAGAUGGCGUCCAGGCUGGAGACGGAGACGGCGUCCAGCAGGACAACGUGACGCCCAAGCCCAGAAGGAAGCCGGUGAAGAGGAAGCGCCUGCAGCUGGACGCCGGGACGGAGCCGCCGGCGGACAAAGAGCCGCCGCCGGAGCCCGAGGAGGGAAUCGAACCGGGAGGCCGGCGCAGGAGAGGAGCCGCCAGAGCGGCCUUGAAGUACCUCCGCUCUCUGGCCGACGAGGUUCUGAACGCCGCCGACGAGCCGGAGUCCCGGCCGGGGGACGCAGACGUCCAGAGAACGAGUCCGUCUGGACGCCAGGCGCCGAGGCGCCAGAAGAGGAACCGUGUGGACAGCGGCGCCGCAGAUGACCAGGACUUCGUUCCUGAAGGUCAGGAGAUGAACGAUGAUGAAGAGGAGGAGGAGGAGGAAGAGGAGGAAGAGGAGGAGGACCUGGAGGACGAGUUGUUCCCCCGCAGGAGGAGUUCCACAGGUCCUCACAGCAGCCGGACUUCAUUCGACAAACGGAACUUCGAACCGUCCAAGAACAUGCUGAGAGCCCUCUGGGACACUGCUGAGACCACCGAGAAGUACCGCCAGCAGCACUGCAGCAGCUGGGUCUUUCCCGACUGGAUCCCGUCCUCGUCUGACUGGAGUCGGGUUCCGCCGAGCCGUGUGGAGGAGUACCUGCCUCAGGAGCGCCAGUCGGCGGCGUUCCGGGUGUCCAGAGACGGCCUGCAGAAGGAGGAGGAGCCACUGCAGCGGCUCGCCAGGUUCCAGGCGCUGCCGCCUCACCCGCUGUGCUGGGACUCGGCGCUGUUCACCGGCGGGCCGGUCUGGGCCCUGGAGUGGUGCCCCGCCCCCGACGGCGCCCCCGCCACCCAGUACCUGGCCCUGGCCUGCCACCGCGGCAUGGAGGACCGGCACCGCGCCGACCGGACCCACGCCGGCCCGGGACUGGUCCAGCUGUGGGACGUCGGCAGGCUGGAGUACAACCAGGAACCGGACCGCCGGCCCUCGCUGUCCUACGGCCUGGCUCUGGACGACGGCUUCAUCUGGGCCCUCAAGUGGUGUCCUGCAGGCUGCUGGGAGCCGCCAGCCUCGGCCCGCAAGCACCCCCUCCUGUCCAGACUGGGUCUGCUGGCCGUGGUCUCGUCCUCCUCCGUGGUCUCGGUCUACAGUCUUCCUCACCCGGAGGCUCUGCUGCAGAACCAAGCGGACUCAGGGGAGGACAGUCCUGCAGUGUUCAAGGCCCGGCCGGUCGUCCACCUCAGGCUGGGUUCCUUCAGAGCUCCUCGCCUUCAGCGCAGCGGUUUGGUUCUCUCUGUCGACUGGUUGCCGCAGAAACCGCACAACAUCAUCGCCGUGGGAUUCUACGAUGGGAUGGUGGGUCUGUGGGACCUGAACACCCGGUCCGCCCUGUUGCGGGUCCGAGACUCGGAGUGCGUCAGCCUGCUGCCGUACCGCUGCUUCCUGGCUCACCACAACGCCGUGCGGGCCCUGUCCUUCUGCCCCGCCUCCAGGUUCCUGCUGGUGACGGCCGGGGACGACCACAACGUGAAGACCUGGGACCUGAACAGACUGUGGGACCCGGUCUCCGUCCAGAGGCGCCAGCUGGUCAACGGCCUGGUCUGGACGCUGCAGGCCCCCGGAGUCCUGCUGGUCCAGGACAGCGCCUUCGCCCCGAAGUUCUCUCUGGGUCUCCACUUCACCGACUGCAGCCUCCGCUCCGUCCUGCUGAUUCCCAGAUCCACCAACGUCUGGUCCCUGUCCUACUCGGCCUGGCUGCACUCGGCGGUGACGGUGGACGUUCUGGGAGAACUGGUCCUGGUUCUGCUGCCUCAGCGGCUCUGCUUCCAGCAGGGCUUCAAACGGAUCCAGGAGCGCCGCUUCCCGGUCUGUCUUGCUUCUCUGGUUCCUCACCGGACAUCUGGAGGAGGGAGUGAGGAAGAGGAGGAGGAGGAGGAAGAGCCUUCCCCUGGAGGAGGGAACCAGGAGAACCAAGAGAACCGGGAGAACCAGGAGAACCAGGAGAACCAGGAGAACCGGGAGAACCACAAGAACCGGGAGAACCAAGAGAACCGGGAGAACCGAGAGAACCAGGAGAACCGGGAGAACCAGGAGAACCGGGAGAACCAGGAGAACCGGGAGAACCGGCCUCCAGGUCCUGGUCUACGGUUCCAGUCCUACAGAGAAGCUGUGAAGAAAUGCUUCAUCCUCCACGAGGACAACAACCUGGUGACCUUCGGAACUGCAAAGCGAACUUUGUGGAAGCGGAUGGCCAACACCGAGACCAGGUCAAAGGUCAACCUGGACAAGCUGCCGCUGGCCGCUCUGCACAAGGUCCAGUUCAGUCCUAACUUGACCUCUCACCCCUGGCUGGCGGCCGGCGGUCAGUCUGGAGUCGUUCGUCUGCACUGUGUGAGGAACCUGACCGGCUCCCACAUGCAGACCCUGAUCCAGAAGAACCGGGACCGCUUCAGAGCCCUGUACCCCCCCCCAGGACCGGAACCGGGGCCGGGACCGGGAGCAGCAGCAGGACCAGGACCGGGAGGAGGAGCAGGAGGAGGAGCACAGACUCGCUCCUGAUUGGCCCCGCCGCCUGUUCUCAUUGGAUGGUUCUAGCCCCGCCUCCCGUUGUCAUUGGGCAGCUCUAGCCCCGCCUCCUGUUCUCCUGCCGUCUCCCCCUGGUGGUGAGAUGAAGAACUGCCUUUUCUCAGGUUGUAAAUGGAGGAAAUACUUGAAUCUCCCUGCUGGAUCUUCUUCUUCUUCUUCUUCUUCUUCUUCUUCUUCUUCUUCUUCUUCUUCUUCUUCUUCUUCUUCUUCUUCUUCUUCUUCUUCUUCUUCUUCUUCUUCUUCUUCUUCUUCUUCUUCUUCUUCUUCUUCUUCUUCUUCUUCUUCUUCUUCUUCUUCUUCUUCUUCUUCUUCUUCUUCUUCUGUUGUUAUUUUCACAUUUUAUUUAUUUUGUGUCUUCGUGUUUUUAUAAACUUUCCUUGUAAAGUAGCACCGGUUUCUUUUUUUGGUUUUCUUUUUACCGUGUUUCACAUCUGGCGGUCCAGUCCGGUCCGGUCCAGUCCGGUCCGGACUAGUCCAGUUCAGUCCAGUUCAGUCAGGAUCAGUCCGGUCCAGCCUGGUUCAAUCCAGUCAGAUCCAGUCCAAGUCAGACGAGUCUAGUCCGGUCCGAUCCAGUCCAGUCUUGUGAGGUCCAGUCCAGUCUGGUCCCACCGGUCUGAUCCGGUCCAGUCUGGUCCCGCAGGUCCUGGACUCCCAGCAGCUCUGGACCUUGUCCGGUUCCUCCUGGAUGUUUGUGACGAUCAGCUGAUUCACUGAAUAAAGA
This is a messenger RNA of Salarias fasciatus (jewelled blenny), 4317 nucleotides long. RefSeq names its product general transcription factor IIIC, polypeptide 2, beta (gene gtf3c2). The transcript has 20 exons. The record is from RefSeq and is a predicted model, not a curated record. Gene Ontology annotation, biological process: transcription by RNA polymerase III. Gene Ontology annotation, molecular function: protein binding. The coding region runs from base 411 to 3569 and encodes 1052 amino acids. Lineage: Eukaryota; Metazoa; Chordata; Actinopteri; Blenniiformes; Blenniidae. Gene Ontology annotation, cellular component: transcription factor TFIIIC complex.